UAUACUUUCCGUCAAACAUCUCAGUGGUCACAAACAAGUUGUACAAAAUGCCGUGCCUUAGGAUCUUAACUAAUAUUCCUAGUAGUAAAAUCCCUACGGAUUUCGUGAAUAAAAUCAUGCCUGUGCUGGCAAAAGUUGUGAGGAAAGACGUUGAGAAAUUCUCCUGCGUGAUAGUAGGAGAUUGUCAACUGUCCUUCGCAGGGGAUUCCUCGCAGCCGGGAGCGAUAUCCACGCUAGAGUCCAUAGGGCAUGUCGAACCGGAGGACAACCGGAUGAUCGGACAAGAGCUGUCAACAUUCGUGCAGCAGGAACUUGGGAUACAUCCUAAAAGGUUUUUCAUAAGUAUCUACGAUAUCAAAGGCACGAACAUAGUAAAAGGAGGCGACACACUUAAUUAAGAGAAUGUAAUGUAUAUUGUUACCCUUUCAAUAUUACAUUUCAGUUAUUAAAAA
Messenger RNA from Leguminivora glycinivorella, 452 nucleotides. RefSeq names its product macrophage migration inhibitory factor homolog. The coding region runs from base 48 to 398 and encodes 116 amino acids. The transcript is spliced from 3 exons. Gene Ontology annotation, molecular function: phenylpyruvate tautomerase activity; cytokine activity. NCBI's taxonomy places the organism in Eukaryota, Metazoa, Arthropoda, Insecta, Lepidoptera, Tortricidae. The record is from RefSeq and is a predicted model, not a curated record.